AUGCCGGCAACCACCCCAACCACGAACGAGACUGGCAACAUGACCGUGUCAGUACUCCGAGAGUUCUCUGUCCGUACCGAUGAAGCGCAAAAACUAAUCGAUACGGUCUGGGCAAUAUACAGAGACUCUAUCACCACCCUCUUGAACCGCUACACCAUAGCGAAGCAGGAGGGCCGACUGGACGACGCGAUCGCGCACGGACAAGCCGCCCUCGACAUUAUGGUCGACUGGCGAGGAACAGCCUGGGACCAGGCGAAGAAGCAGAUACAGAACGACAUCGACGAGAUGAAGACGAUGCAAAUCGAUCGGAUCGUCGAGGUUACCGACAAGGACAAGACCGAGGUCAAGACCGAGGAAGAGGGUGACGGAUGGACCGUAGCGCAGAAGAAGAAGAAAGGGAAGCAGGUGCCCCGUCGCAAAGACCGCGACGAGGUCAGCUCGACGAGAGCGAAUGACGGGCAUGACGACAAGCCGUUCCCCGCAUCCGAGUCCGGAUGGCCCGCAUCCGCCGAUGAACCAAUGCCAUGGGAUACGUGCACACCGCUCGGUUGGUCGCCAUUCCGCGAUGAAGAAGAGGCGAAGAAGUACGGCGCGACAACGCAGAAGGUCGCCGGUGUCACCUAUGUGACCUACACCGACGACGCGGUGAAGAAGCUCGACGCCGACAACUGGCCCAAGCCCGAACCGUACCCCAGCGUCAACUGGGAUGAAAAGUUCCCGGCGUAUAUCCAUGCGCCCUGGGAAGGGGUCAGGCCCAACGACCCCGAAGCCGACAAGUACUGGGACCUCAUCGCCACCGACCACGAGGGGAACAUCAUCGACUACAACGCCACGCGACUGAGGGAGUUGCAGGAGAUGAAGAACCCUGACAAGAAGGAGCUGUGGGAGAAGAGGGUGCUCCGCGUUGCGAGCGACCAGUACUGGAUCAGGAGGGCAGACAAGGCGGCGGAAGGGAACGCGUCGAUGGUAAAAAGGUGUUGGCUCUGCGACAGGUACCAUGACCUCGGCACGUGCAUGAGGAAGAGGCACCCGAUCGUAGGCGCACACGUCGACAGCGACGAGUACGUCCGGAAUCGUGUCAAGGGCACGAUAGCUAACGAGCUGAGGAAGAUGCAUGGCAAGAGUGGCCAAAACAUAGAGAGAUGGAGGAUCGAGUGGGCAGAAAUGCUCAACUAUGUCGAUCAGUAUGGGCGCGCUUGA
Punctularia strigosozonata HHB-11173 SS5 is the source of this 1200-nucleotide messenger RNA. RefSeq lists its product as uncharacterized. The transcript has 4 exons. Lineage: Eukaryota; Fungi; Basidiomycota; Agaricomycetes; Corticiales; Punctulariaceae. The coding region runs from base 1 to 1200 and encodes 399 amino acids. The record is from RefSeq and is a predicted model, not a curated record.